Molecule: messenger RNA, 1182 nt
Organism: Iphiclides podalirius (scarce swallowtail)
Lineage: Eukaryota; Metazoa; Arthropoda; Insecta; Lepidoptera; Papilionidae
Source: the annotation of a GenBank genome assembly
AUGAUAAUAAGAGGCUACAACUACUCGGACCGGUUGCUGUAUACAGAGCAGCCAGUGUUAGUAGACACGUACGCUUCGCCAGUUAUAGAAAAUGACGUGGGCCUGGCGAAGAGGAUCGCGGGUCUCGAGAACUGGGCGCUUAACGUCGACACCAAACUGAGGUUCUUCGACCAAAAGCUGUCUAGACUGGACGGUUUGGACGCGCACAUAGAGAAACACUCUUUGAAAAUACUCCAGCAAAAUCUUAUUGAAACGCUGACCACUGACGACAACACCGGCGCCGUAGCUGAGAAGCUGAGGGCCCAUUUCGAUAGGUACUACACAUCCCACGCUAGAACGGAGGAGAUGAGCAGAGAGGUAGAAGAGCGGAUAGCCAGAUCUUGGAAGCCCGGCAUGUCUGAAGACUCGAUCAGGGGAAUCGUCCAGGAACACCUGUCCACGAUGGAGAGGCGGCACAUGGAACUCCUGGCGGAGAAGUUUAAGGAGCAUGUGAAAGAGAUGGAGAGAGAGCCGAGUGGUAUCAGCUUGAACACGGAGGAGAUUAAGAAGAUCGUAGCAGGAAUGCUGGACGUAUACGACGCUGAUAAGACUGGGCUAGUGGAUUACGCACUAGAGUCUGCAGGUGGCCAAGUGAUAUCGACCAAGUGCACGGAGCUGUACCAGAUCAAGACGAAGCAGUACUCGGUGCUGGGGCUGCCAGUGCUGUGGGUAUAUACCUCGCCGCGCUACGCUCUCACGCCGGGCGCCAUGCCGGCCGAGUGCUGGGCCUUCCAGGGAUUCCCCGGAUACCUGGUUAUACGAACAUACGCCGUGAUUGAAGUGACUGGUUUCUCGCUGGAGCACAUGUCGCGACUGCUGGCCGUGGACGGGAAGAUCGAGUCGGCGCCCAAAAAUUUCUCGGUCUACGGCCUGAGCGGCGAGAUGGACCCCGAGCCGCACCUGUUCGGCGACUACGCGUACGACGCGAACGGCACCUCCAUCCAGUACUUCCCGGUGAAGCACCCGAAGACGACCAACAUUGGCGGCGUGGAGUACCCCGUCGCCCACAACAUAGUGGAGCUGCGCGUCGAGAGCAACCACGGUAACCCGACGUACACGUGCGUGUACCGAUUCCGCGUCCACGGGAACCCCCUCACCGACGUGCGGCGCGCGGCGGACGACAGCAUGGCGGACAGCGAGACG